CAUAAACCAGAGACCCCUUUCAAUUCCAUUUUUCUUUUCCUUCAAUCUUUCAAUGGCACCUUUCAAGAACCCUUUCACAGCUUUCUUGACUGUCUCAACAACUCUCUCUUGUCCUUUCUCAAAAUCAAGAACCCACCUUUUAGCCACUUCUCUUCUCCUUCUCUCUUUCCUCUUCCUCUCCACUUCAUUAACCAACCACUCUUCUUCUUUCUCCGCUUCUGCUCUCGCUUCUCGUCUUUUCUUCGCAGCACUUUACAUCUCUCCCUUCUCUUCAGUUAAAUCAUCAAACACUUGUCUCGUCUCGGACUUGCACGAUAAUUGCACCCUCUCCUCUGUCACUGCAAUGGAAAGAAGUCGCAGGAAUUCAAGAAAAGAAGAAACUGAUCAGAAUUCAAGGCUUAGUUCUUGUGAUAUCUUUAAUGGUGAUUGGGUUGUUGAUGAUUAUGGUCCAAUUUACAAACCUGGGUCUUGCCCAUAUGUGGAUGAUGCCUUCAACUGCUUCAAGAAUGGAAGGCCUGAUCAAGGUUAUCUUGGAUUCCGAUGGAAGCCACAUGGGUGCAGAAUCCCAAGGUUUGAUGGGAGAAAGAUGUUGGAGAUGCUGAAAGAGAAGAGAUUGGUGUUUGUGGGAGACUCAUUAAAUAGGAAUAUGUGGGAAUCUUUGGUCUGUGCAUUGAGAGAAUCAUUGAAGAAUAAGAGCAGAAUUUUUGAAGUUUCUGAUAGAAGAGAGUUCAAGACUCAAGGAUUCUACUCUUUCAAAUUCAUAGAUUAUAAUUGCUCAAUAGAUUUUGUAAAAUCACCAUUCCUUGUUCAAGAAUGGAAAGCCUCAGACAGAAAUGGCACCAAAAGAGAAACAUUGAGGCUCGACAUGAUCCAAGGUACUUCCACCAAGUACAAUGAUGCUGAUAUAAUUAUCUUCAACACAGGUCACUGGUGGACUCACCAAAAGACCUUUAAGGGCAAAGAUUACUUCCAAGAAGGCAAUCAUGUCUAUAACAGGCUACAAGUGACUGAAGCAUAUACUAAAGCUUUGGGGACAUGGGCACAAUGGGUUGAUGCUAAAAUUGACACUAGCCAUACCAGAGUCUUCUUUCGCGGAUACUCAGCUUCUCACUUCAGGAAAGGGCAAUGGAAUUCAGGAGGGCAUUGUGAUGGUGAGAAGCAACCUAUAACAAAUGGAAGUGACCUUGCUCCAUAUCCAUGGAUGAUGAGCAUUCUUGAAUCUGUUAUAUCAGAGAUGAAGACACCUGUGUUUUAUCUCAACAUUACUAAAAUGACAGAUUACAGAAAAGAUGGGCAUCCUUCUAUUUACCGGCAACCUGAGACAAAAAGAACUAAGGAAAUUAUUCAAGACUGCAGCCACUGGUGCCUUCCUGGUGUCCCAGAUUCCUGGAACGAGCUUCUCUAUGCAACUCUUCUGUUAUCACACCGUAAUUUGUCAAAUCAUCACUAGAAAGUAGAUAUUACAUAUAGUUCUAUACUUGUACUUACAUUUUCAGUUUGCAUCAAAUUUUCUCUGUUUUUCUUAGAAAUCCACUUUUAUUUUUCCCUCCAAACUAGGAGAUUCUUUCUACUGACAAAUAUUAUUCUGGAAUGUGUAUGUUCUUGUGUGACUUGAUGCGUUGUAGAAAUUGACAAUUAUUAUACUAAAAUA
This is a messenger RNA of Jatropha curcas, 1651 nucleotides long. RefSeq names its product TRICHOME BIREFRINGENCE-LIKE 4 (gene TBL4). Gene Ontology annotation, cellular component: Golgi apparatus. The record is from RefSeq and is a predicted model, not a curated record. NCBI's taxonomy places the organism in Eukaryota, Viridiplantae, Streptophyta, Magnoliopsida, Malpighiales, Euphorbiaceae. Gene Ontology annotation, molecular function: O-acetyltransferase activity.